This is a messenger RNA of Racocetra persica, 985 nucleotides long. The record is from the annotation of a GenBank genome assembly. Lineage: Eukaryota; Fungi; Glomeromycota; Glomeromycetes; Diversisporales; Gigasporaceae.
CGUCGCGGUCCAACUUACAUUCGACUUUUACUCUUGACCGUGAUGGAAAUUGAUUCAUACCCCGUAGAAAAUACUUCAUUUGUUCAAAAUGAUGAUAGCAAGUAUCCAGGCAACGUUGAUGCUACUGAGCUCCCCUGGGUUGAAAAAUAUCGACCGGUUUUAAUGAAGGACGUAAUAGGAAAUGAAGACGUUGUUAGCAGAUUACAAAUAAUAGCACAAAAAGGAAACAUGCCUAAUAUGCUUUUAUCUGGUCCACCCGGUAUUGGUAAAACGACGAGUAUUCUGUGCUUAGCAAACGAAUUAUUGGGACCUCACGCUAAAGAUGCCGUAUUAGAGCUAAAUGCUUCAGAUGAUAGAGGUAUUGAUGUUAUCAGAAACACGAUUAAAACAUUCGCACAAACUAAAGUUACACUCCCACCUGGUAGACAGAAGAUUGUUAUCCUUGAUGAAGCUGAUAGCAUGACACCUGGUGCUCAACAAGCACUUCGUCGUACUAUGGAAAUUUAUUCCAAUACGACGAGUAAAUUGUCGGACAAAGCAAUAUUGAAGAGGUUGACAGAAAUUUGUAAACUUGAAGGUGUGAAGUAUAAUCCAGAAGGCCUCGAAGCUAUCAUUUUCACCGCUGAAGGGGAUAUGCGUCAGGCUAUCAAUAAUCUUCAAUCAACGUUUACAGGAUUUAGUUUUGUCAAUGCUGAAAACGUUUAUAAGGUUUGCGAUCAACCGCAUCCUGCCGCGGUAACAAAGGUCCUUAAUGAUUGUUAUAAUUACAAGGUGGAUGAAGCGUUGACAGGAUUAACUAAACUUUGGGAAAAAGGUUACAGCGCGAUGGAUAUUAUUACAACAAUGUUUCGUGUAGUGAAAUUUAAUAAUGAAUGGCAAGAGGGACUAAAACUAGAUUUUAUAAAGGAGAUUGGAUUCACUCAUAUGAAAAUUUUAGAAGGCAUUUCUACUCAUCUCCAACUCAUUGGACUUGUGUCACGAUUAU